AUACCUGUAAAUGACGAGGAUGGCUGAGCAAUUUACACUUAGAUUGAGUGAGCGCUGAACAUCGUUAUUUCUUAACAUUGCUAGGGAGAAUAUAUUGAAUAAAGAACCAGUAAUUUUGGGACAUUUUUAACAAAGAUCGCAACAUGAAAAUGCUAGGAUAUUUUCUGGUAGCUAUGUGUGUGGGCAUUAGCUUUGUGCAAGGAGCGACAUACAUGAAGGCAGCUGAAACAGAGAGAGUAUAUGGCCGUCUUGUGUCAUUUUGCACGCACAAGGGUGUGCGAUUGUUGCGGAAGUCUGUCAUCAAGGACUACGACGACUGUAUGGUGUGCAUCUGUACCAAGGCCGGCCUCGAUUGUUCUGAUAUGGCAAUACGCAUUUCCGCUCGAAGCGAAUCUCCAUGUGAAAACGUCCUGAUCGGCUGCAAAAAUAGGUGGGUGCUGAAGGCUGACCGAAGCAGGAGAUGUCCAAAGAAAAUGAUUCCGACGGAUGUCGUUGGGGUUGGGAAAUAGACGUUUUUGCUAGAUGUGUAUUUUGUUACAAACUACGUUGACAGUUAUAAUGCAAAAAUCGCGGUUUAAUGUAAGCUUUGUGGGUUUGUAUCUUUUAAAACUGAUUGCGAAUGAUGAUUUGAAAUAAAUAACCAACGUACUGCA
This is a messenger RNA of Mya arenaria, 653 nucleotides long. RefSeq lists its product as uncharacterized. The coding region runs from base 144 to 509 and encodes 121 amino acids. The transcript has 3 exons. Lineage: Eukaryota; Metazoa; Mollusca; Bivalvia; Myida; Myidae. The record is from RefSeq and is a predicted model, not a curated record.